Molecule: messenger RNA, 1753 nt
Organism: Peromyscus californicus insignis
Lineage: Eukaryota; Metazoa; Chordata; Mammalia; Rodentia; Cricetidae
Gene: Nsg1
Product: neuronal vesicle trafficking associated 1
Exons: 5
Coding region: 187-744 (185 amino acids)
Biological process (GO): clathrin coat assembly; G protein-coupled dopamine receptor signaling pathway; endosomal transport
Cellular component (GO): endosome; membrane
Molecular function (GO): clathrin light chain binding
Source: RefSeq, a predicted model, not a curated record
GAGCGGCAGGAAGGAGGCGGCGCGCGGAGGCGGGAGGCGCAGAACCCAAUCGCUGAUCCCCCGGCCGCGGCGCCGCCUCCGCCAUUGCUGCACGCGAGAGCGGGCGACGCGGAGCCUCGGAGCGCGCUCGGAGCCCAGACUUGCCGGAGCCGGGCGUGGGGCCGCAGCCUCCUGUCUUUCGCAACCAUGGUGAAGUUGGGCAACAAUUUCGCAGAGAAGGGCACCAAGCAGCCACUGCUGGAGGAUGGCUUCGACACCAUUCCCCUGAUGACGCCCCUCGAUGUCAACCAGCUGCAGUUCCCACCCCCGGAUAAGGUUGUUGUGAAAACUAAAACUGAGUAUGAACCUGACCGCAAGAAAGGGAAAGCGCGUCCUCCCAAGAUAGCGGAGUUCACCGUCAGCAUCACCGAGGGUGUCACCGAGAGGUUUAAGGUCUCUGUGCUGGUUCUCUUUGCCCUGGCCUUCCUCACCUGUGUCGUCUUCCUGGUCGUCUACAAGGUGUACAAGUAUGACCGCUCCUGCCCUGAUGGGUUUGUCUUGAAGAACACCCAGUGCAUUCCAGAAGGCUUGGAGAGCUACUACACGGAGCAAGACUCCAGUGCCCGGGAGAAAUUUUACACUGUUAUAAACCACUACAACCUGGCCAAGCAGAGUAUCACACGCUCCGUGUCACCAUGGAUGUCAGUUCUGUCAGAAGAGAAGCUGUCGGAACAGGAGACCGAAGCUGCGGAGAAGUCAGCUUAGCGAGCUGGGCGGGUUCCUUACAAUGUGUCACUUGAAGGCAACAAAGGGACUUUGAGGGACAUUUCAUUAAAUAUAAUUACCGAUAAUUUAGAGGUUACUCAUUUACGGUGCAAUUGCUUCUGUUUGCUAAUGCUGCUUUGCAAAUAAAACUUGCUGCGGACCACCCACAGGCAUAGAAACCAGCGCAUCUCAGCAUUGCUUAGAGAGCUUGAGGCCACUGUCCAUGCUGAGGAGUCUUCAUUCAGCUCCUUCACUGGGAUUCACUGGAUGCCGUCCAAAGAGAACUGACACUGGCUAUGCCAGGGGUCUGGCCAUCAGAGCAGUGCGUUUGGUGGGUUUCUUUUUUCUUUUAUGCCCCUUUGCUAUCUGCAGACCUCCCUCCAUAGCCAUAUCUAGAGUGAUCCCGUGCUUUGCUGGCAGCAGUGCCAGCUGCCAAGAUGCACUGUUAAGUGGCACAGAGAAGGGAAGUGUGCGCUACAAUGCAGCCCCGCCAGCCCCUGCCAGGGCACUUCUGGGAGGUUCUCUUUGGUAUGUGCACUAAGCAGAGUACAAGGAUGGGGUGGGAGGAGCUGGCUCUGGGCCAAGGGUUGCAGAGCCUGUUUUCCUGUGGGUGGGCGGGCUGUCUGCUGGUGAUGUGCUAGAUAGGAAGAAGCCCCACCGGCCCUUUUCUUUCCUGUUAUGAAUAUGUUUGCACGUACAGCCCUGUAAUGCAGGCGAUUUUGGUUUUUCGUUUUAUUAGCUGGGUGGGCAAAGUGAAAAUGUAAUUUUGGGUAAGCCAAGGCUAUUUAGCUUUUAAUCUGUGAACAGAUGUGACUCCUGUGCUGUGAGAAAGGGGCAGGAUGGCUGGUGGGGGGCUGAUGUGGCACCUUGCAAAGAGAAUAUUUGAGUCCACAAUCUUUGUAAGAAAAGUAUGUUUAUGUUUCAAUCUGAAUCUUGACAUUAAAGUAUAUGUUUACAAAAUCACCAGUAGGUAAACUAAAUGUGUAAGACAAUUAAAUAGAAAAAGCUA